Molecule: messenger RNA, 1056 nt
Organism: Colletotrichum higginsianum IMI 349063
Lineage: Eukaryota; Fungi; Ascomycota; Sordariomycetes; Glomerellales; Glomerellaceae
Exons: 2
Coding region: 1-1056 (351 amino acids)
Source: RefSeq, a predicted model, not a curated record
AUGGAGUUCACGCUCACUUUCGGCGCGGUCGGCGACUUCAUCGCAGUCAUCGAAGUCGUCAGAAGCAUCAUUGUCGCGCUGGACGACUGCCGCGGCUCGGUCAAGGAAUACCGGGAUGUUGUCCAAAGCCUCGAGGUUCUCGAGAAGACACUCCAGCUGGUGGCCGAUCUCUACGAAGACCAAAGCCCUACCAACGAUCUCGGCGACCUGAGGGCGAUUGCCAUGCGCUGCGUCGAGCAGAUCCGCCUAUGCCUGCAGGGAUUCGGCGAGAAGAUUCAGAAGUUUGCGCCAAGCCUUUCAAACGGGGGAACGAAGAACGUGUUCAAGGACGUGGCAAGAAAGAUCCAAUGGAAACUGGAGGAGAGUGACGUCGACAAGUUUCGAGCCGAGGUGGCGGGGUACACGUUGUCACUGAACGUGCUCCUGGAAGUCACCACAGCGCGGGUUGUUCAACGAAACCACAAAGCGGCGAUCCAACAAGCGGCCCAAACCGAAAAUCGAACGGCAGUCAUGAUUCGUAGCUCGAAUCAGUCCCUGAAGGGAUACUUUGGCAUGAUUGGACGAAGGAUACUCUCGAGACUGGAUUUCAUUUCCAGGCUGGGCAUCGAGUUGAAAAGCUCCACGGCUCAACUCAUAUCAAUGGUCCUCACCGUGUCAGCGGAGCUGAGCAGCAUCAGAACAGUAAUCAUGAGGUUGGAGCGCCCCGUUAGCGAGGAAUUUUUCCUUCUCGAAGACGCGACUGGGAAAGUGUUUCCUAUUCAUCUGAGGACCAUCACGUCUUGGGAAGCAUUCGAGUACAUCAUUGUCGACCGGUUCAAGGGCAGAAAAGGUGCCCACCGGAUUCAACGCAAGCGUUACUCGUUGCAGAAACGGGCCACCCGCAGAGCAGUCGACCGUUCCGUAGACUGGGACAGCGCAUUCCUACCGUACCAGAAAGUCGACAUGAGCCUGAUGUGUAGAGAAGCACAGAGAGCCACGCCGACAAAGUCCUCACCCACUUGCCCCCGAUGUUUCACGGAAUCACCUGGGGAGACGGGUGUUGAGGUACAGUGGUGA